Oppia nitens is the source of this 1005-nucleotide messenger RNA. RefSeq names its product phospholipid phosphatase 1-like. The record is from RefSeq and is a predicted model, not a curated record. Lineage: Eukaryota; Metazoa; Arthropoda; Arachnida; Sarcoptiformes; Oppiidae. The transcript has 2 exons. Bases 1 to 1005 code for a protein of 334 amino acids. Gene Ontology annotation, biological process: signal transduction; phospholipid dephosphorylation; phospholipid metabolic process. Gene Ontology annotation, molecular function: phosphatidate phosphatase activity.
AUGUCUCAACUAAUGUAUUGUUUGCAUCAUUUGAUGGAAGUUAAGCUCAUGAGGUCGAGUCGGACAAAAAAAAUAUGUAUCGAUUCCCUGUGUUUUACAAUCAUACUGUUCCUCUGGUUACUCAUCAAAUGUUUAUGUCAACCCUAUCGACGGGGCUACUGGUGCGAUGACCAUACCAUACGCUACCCGCACAAAGAGUUGGUCAUCACCACCAGUGCUACCGGUGCUGGUGGUAGUAGCGGUGGCGGUGGGUUUGCGGCCAUAUUUCUGCUUAUCUGGUCGUUCGUAUUGCCAGCGGUGGCCAUCAUUGUCUUCGAGUCGAUACGUGUGCGGAAAAUGUAUGUUUUCAUCGAUAAGACAUCCCAUCAAUUUGAUUGGCGAUACCUGUCGUGGAAAUUAUAUAAAAAACUAUCCGUUUUUUAUUUGGGUGCACUAGUAUUGGUACUGAUAACUACUGUUAUCAAGUAUACUACGGGCCGAUUGAGACCCGAUUUUAUUGAUCUGUGCCGACCCGACUAUGAUUGCCGCGGUAGUAACGGCAGUGGCAAAGAGGACAGUCGUACGGCAAUCUAUGUGGACAACUAUACCUGUGCUAACAGCUAUCGACUGUACGACCAGAUUCAAGAGGCUCGGAUGUCCUUCCUAUCGGGUCAUUCAGCCUAUUCGGCCUACUGUGCCGUCUAUUUCUGUAUAUACCUGCACCAGAAAAUGCGUUCCCAACUAUUGGUCGCACUCAAGGCUGUACUACAGCUGAUGUCUGUAUUGGCAUCACUUUAUAUCGGCUUAAACCGGAUAGUUGUCAACCGACAUCAUCCGAGCGAUGUCUGGUCUGGCCUGCUAUUGGGCACCGGUAUGGCCUGUCUGGUUAACCGAUACUAUCUGAACAGUCGGCGUAUGGGUUAUACCACUGAUACCGACACUGAUACCGAUGAUACUCGGGGUAGUGUCGAUCUGAUACAGGCAUCAAAUAGCUAUUACGAUAGCAAUUUGUCAGAUAAGACAUGA